Molecule: messenger RNA, 2012 nt
Organism: Vitis riparia (riverbank grape)
Lineage: Eukaryota; Viridiplantae; Streptophyta; Magnoliopsida; Vitales; Vitaceae
Product: U11/U12 small nuclear ribonucleoprotein 65 kDa protein
Exons: 12
Coding region: 115-1506 (463 amino acids)
Biological process (GO): mRNA splicing, via spliceosome
Cellular component (GO): U12-type spliceosomal complex
Molecular function (GO): U12 snRNA binding; pre-mRNA intronic binding
Source: RefSeq, a predicted model, not a curated record
CGUCUGCUCCGUUGCUCCAUCACAAGAUCUGUAAAUUGUCCAAAACGCAGCGUUUUGAGCACCAGUCCGAAACCCUAGGUUUGAAGAAGGGAAGCAAGUGCUAUUGAAGCUCUAAUGGCUUCGCAACCCAUGUUAGGCCCUAGAACGCAGAGUUUUGAAGCAGAAAAAUCGGCGGCGACGCUUUUGAUUCGGCAUCUCCCCGAAGCCAUUCCUCAGGACACCCUGUCUCGCCUCUUCUCCAGCUAUGGCGCUUCUUCUGUCCGUCCUUGCACUUCUGGAAGGUUGAGGAACUGUGCAUUUGUGGAUUUCAAGAGUGAAAUGUUGGCUUCUCAAGCACUACGCCAAUUAAAUGGGUUGAGGUUUCUUGGUAAAGUUUUGUUAGUGGAGAGAGCAAAUAAGCCAACUGAGGAUGAUAAACAAAAAAGUGAAGCUCUAUUUGGCAAGGAUCUUACUAAACCCGUAUCUUUAAUAAAGGAUUUUACCAUGGCCAGAGAUCUCGGUGAAGGAUUGAAGUCAAGCUCCUUACCUGCUAGUGAACCCAUCGCUGCAAGACUCGGCAUUGAUUACCCAUUUCCUCCCCACCUUGAGUACGCUUACCCCCCACCAGAUGGAAAUAUUCUGACCAACAUUGUAAAUGCUCUAAUUGCUGUUCCUCGCUUCUAUGUACAGGUGUUGCACUUGAUGAACAAAAUGAACAUUCCAGCUCCAUUUCGUAUGGCCUUGCCCACCCCACCUUUACCACCUCCAGUACCUGCCCCGCCACCACCACCUCCACCCCCUGAAGCUGCAAGACCUAACUUGGAAGAUCUAUCUAGUGGCGAGUCUGAAAUGGAAUCAUCAGAUGAGGAGGUCGAUGGCAAAGCCUAUUUUACUGGGCCUCCAAGAGAAACAAAACCUGGUCGAAAGCGUGUCAAACGAGAAGCUAUUGUAGGCCCUGGAGUUGAUAAAGAUGUGGCUCAUGAGGCUGUUGGAGUGAAACCUGCCACCUUGGUUCCUAAAGAGAUUCCAAUGAUAAAAAAGAAGAACCCUGUGUUGCAGAUCAAAAUUGCCCCCAAGGUAAUCACUGAACAUAAAGAUGAAUGUAGCAUCAUGAAAGAAUCGGAGGAUUCUGAGAAAGAGGAUUUUGAUCUCAAACCUUAUGCAACCUUGGAAGAAUUAAAAAGUGGAAAGUUGCCUCCAGAGGAAAUCUUAUCACUUCCAAUGUUUAAGAACUAUACGGCUGGGAAUCCUGCUCCUGUGUUGUACAUAAAGAACUUGGCAAAAGAUGUGGUUGUAGAUGACUUCUAUUUCAUAUUUGGAUCAUUAUUUGGAAGUGUGGAUGCUGCUAAAUCUGGCCUUAGUGUGAAGUUGAUGCAGGAGGGAAGAAUGAGGGGCCAAGCUUUUGUGACAUUUCCAUCAGUUGAACUUGCUCAUCAUGCUUUGAAUGUAGUGAAUGGAUACGUCUUCAAAGGCAAGCCAAUGAUUAUCCAGUUUGGUCGGAACCCUGCUGCUGCAAAAGAGAAAUAAACUGAUAUCCUGCAAUAGGAACAACUAUUAUGAUGCAUGAGGACAAAUGGACCUGUUGAAGAGGCAAAGCCCAGGUAAAUUCUGACGAUGAUCUGCUGCACCAAAUGCAGGCACUUAUGCCUUCGCUAAGUUUAUCCUUUAAUUUAUCAAGGGCUUGAGGGUAUUGAAUACAAGCACACUCCUGAAUCAAUCAUAAUGAAGGAUGUGAAGGAAAUUUUUAGGCCAAAAUUUUUUCAGGCGGCCAACCCAGUUGGCCUUGGCUUCUCAAUUGUCAUGCUCAAGGCAACUAUUCCAUUUCUAUAUCCUUCAUUAAACCCUAAUGUGAUUUUUGAAUUGACAUCAUAAUCGUCUUCAUUUAACUAGUUUUGCUUUCUAGAGCUGUGUGGACUGACUUUCUUUCUUCUGAUUAGAUUUUGUACAACACAUUGUGUACCUUGAGAAGGAUUUUUCAUCCUCUGUAAGUAUUAAUCUCACAGCAAUGAAAUGUUCAUUUCUACCUGAUCUAA